Molecule: messenger RNA, 6881 nt
Organism: Cokeromyces recurvatus
Lineage: Eukaryota; Fungi; Mucoromycota; Mucoromycetes; Mucorales; Mucoraceae
Product: Sec63 Brl domain-containing protein
Exons: 2
Coding region: 190-6777 (2195 amino acids)
Cellular component (GO): nucleus
Molecular function (GO): nucleic acid binding; ATP hydrolysis activity; ATP binding
Source: RefSeq, a predicted model, not a curated record
UUUUUUUUUCCUCGUAUUUAUUAUAAUAAAAAGGAACUAAGCUUAUCUCUUUUAUUGCAACUCAAUUUAUUUAUUUUAUUUUUUUUUCUUAACUCUAAUUCUUUUAUUCUGAGUUUGCAACCAUUUUAAAAGUUUUCUUUUUUUUUUUAUUGUUUAUAAUAUAUAUAUAUAUUUAUACAUAUAUAUAAAAUGGCUGAAAACUUUGCAAAAGCAAGCCAGUAUCAAUACGCCGCCACUUCUAGUUUGGUAUUGCAAGCUAACCGUAAAGGUUUGCCACGUAGAGACCAAGAGCCAACAGGCGAACCAGAAACAUUAUGGGGAAAGAUCGAUCCAAAAGAUUUCGGUUCUCGCGCACAAAGAGAAACACCUAAAGAUAUUGAAGAAAAGAAAAAGAAAGCAGCAGCUAAAAAAUCUGGAGAAUUGAAUGAAAAAAGACGUAGAAAGAAAGAAGAAAGCGCCAUUAGCAGAGCAUAUGGUUAUUCUUCUGUUCUUUCAGCUACUGAAGAUUGGGAAGGUCUUAACUAUCGACCUCGUACAAAAGAAACACGCGAAGCUUAUGAACACAUUUUAUCCUUUGUAUAUGAACAUUUAGGCGAUCAAGCACGCGAUGUCAUUCGAAGUGCUGCGGACGACGUAUUAGAAACUUUAAAAACAGAUACAUUAAAAGAUUUUGACAAGAAAAAGGCAAUAGAAACAGUCCUCGGCAACAUUCAAUCUGAAAAAUUUGCUCAACUUGUUAAUUUAGCUAAAAAGAUUACUGAUUAUUCACCAGAUGGUGAAGCUAUGGAAGUGGAUGAAAAUGGUGAAAAAGUGGGUGAGAUUGAUGAUGAACUUGGUGUUGCUGUUGUCUUUGAUGAUGAUGAAGAUGAAGAAGAAGAGGAUGAUCAAUUUGAAAUGAAAGAUGAUGAAGAGGAAGAGGAAGAAGAUCAACUUGCAUUUAACCCAUCUAUUGCAGAAACAGAACCUGUAUCAUCUGAUGAGGAAGAUGGCUUUAAAACCGUUUUGCCUGGACAGCAAAAGAAAAAGAAAUCUGGUAUCAAAAAGUCUGUUGAAGCUGAUGAUACUAUAUAUCCACAUGAUAUUGAUGCAUUCUGGCUUCAACGUCAAAUUGCUGCUCAUUAUCCUGAUGCCCAUACAGCUCAAGAAAAGACUGUUCAAGCCUUUGAAAUUUUAGGAUCUGAAUCAAUCGAUAUUCGUGAUUGUGAAAACGAAUUAAUGGGUUUAUUUGACUAUGAUAAGUUUGACUUGGUGCGUAUUCUUACAAAAAAUCGUGAUAUAAUUUAUUGGUGUACUCGUCUUGCUCGUGUAGAAGGGGAUGACAAGAAAUCGGUAGAAACAGAAAUGCAGGAUAAGAAUAUGGGAUGGAUUUUGCGUAGCUUAAGUGGAGAUCGACAACGUCGUGGUGAAGCUCUUGAAAGAAAGGGCGUUGUAGAUACAGCUAUGGAAAUUGAUGAAGAGCCUACAGCCAAUCGCAGUCGUAGUGAAUUACCCACUACAAUCACAAUCACACCUGGUACUACCGUUGCUCCUCGUCAGCUUUUAGAUUUGGAUGAUCUUGCCUUUGAACAGGGCUCUCAUCUGAUGUCAAAUAAAAAGGUUAAACUUCCUGAUGGUUCCUUUAAGCGUUCCAAGAAAGGUUAUGAAGAAAUUCAUGUUCCUUCGCCUAAACCAGAACAAUAUGCAACAGGUGAAAAGCUUAUUCCUAUUAAAUCUUUACCUGAUUGGGCCCAGGAUGCCUUUGUUGGCCCUAAAACUCUUAAUCGUGUUCAAAGUAGACUUUAUCCAGCUGCAUUUGAUAGUGAUGAAAAUAUCCUUUUAUGUGCUCCUACUGGUGCUGGUAAAACGAAUGUUGCUAUGCUUACUAUGCUACACGAAAUUGGCAAGAAUCGUGAUCCAGAGACUGGCUUAAUUGAUCUCGACGCCUUUAAGAUUGUUUAUAUUGCCCCUAUGAAAGCUUUGGUUGCAGAAGUCGUUGGUAACUUUAGUGAGCGUUUGAAGCCUUAUGGAAUCAGUGUUGCAGAAUUAACAGGUGAUCGACAGUUAACGAAACAGCAAAUCGCUGAAACUCAGGUCAUUGUAACUACGCCCGAAAAAUGGGAUGUGAUUACUCGUAAGGCUACUGAUCGUAGUUACACAGCCUUAGUUCGCCUUAUUAUCAUUGAUGAAAUUCAUUUAUUGCAUGAUGAUCGAGGUCCUGUUUUAGAAAGCAUUAUUUCUCGUACCAUUCGUAAUAUGGAGCAAACUCAAGAACUUGUUCGUCUUGUUGGUUUGUCUGCUACUUUACCUAACUAUAUAGAUGUUGCUGCUUUCUUACGUGUCAACACCAAAACAGGCUUAUUCCAUUUUGACAGUUCUUACCGUCCUUGUCCUUUAAAGCAACAGUUUAUUGGUAUUACCGAAAAGAAGGCUAUUAAACGAUUCCAAGCUAUGAAUGAAGUUUGUUAUGAAAAGGUGAUGGAACAAAUUGAACAAAAGGAAGAAAACCAAGUUCUUGUCUUUACACAUUCUCGUAAAGAAACUGCCAAGACUGCUAAAACACUUCGUGAUAUGGCUUUAGAAAAGGAUACAAUUGCUCGCUUCUUAAAACAAGACUCCGCUAGUCGUGAAAUUUUACAAUCCGAAGCUGCAACGGUUAAAGAUCCUAACCUUCAAGAUCUUCUACCUUACGGCUUUGCUAUUCAUCAUGCUGGUAUGACACGUGCGGAUCGUACACUUGUAGAAGAACUAUUUGCUGAUGGACAUAUUAAAGUCCUUUGCUCUACUGCCACUCUUGCUUGGGGUGUCAAUUUACCUGCACACGCAGUCAUUAUCAAGGGCACUCAAAUCUAUUCUCCUGAAAAGGGUCGUUGGGUUGAGCUUUCUCCUCAAGAUGUUCUUCAAAUGUUGGGUCGUGCCGGUCGUCCACAGUUUGACACUUAUGGUGAAGGUAUCAUUAUUACAUCUCAUUCUGAGUUACAAUACUAUUUAUCACUUUUGAAUACACAACUUCCUAUCGAAUCCCAAUUUAUAUCUCGACUUGCUGACAAUCUUAAUGCUGAAAUUGUUCUUGGUACAAUUCGAAACCGUGAUGAAGCUGUUCAAUGGUUAGGUUAUACAUAUUUAUAUGUUCGUAUGCUUCGCAAUCCUUCCUUAUACAGUGUUUCACAAGAUGAUCUUGAGGAUGAUCCUCACUUGGAGCAAAAGCGUGUUGAUUUAAUUCACUCUGCAGCCACCGUUUUGGAUAAGUGUAACCUUAUAAAGUAUGAUAAAAAGUCUGGACGUUUCCAACUUACAGAAUUGGGUCGUAUUGCCUCUCAUUAUUAUGUAACACAUCAUUCUAUGUCUACCUAUAACCAACAUUUGAGACCUAUGAUGAGUGAAAUUGAAUUAUUCCGUGUUUUUGCUCUUUCAGAUGAAUUUAAAUAUAUUCCUGUCCGUGAAGAGGAAAAGAUGGAAUUACAAAAGAUGUUAGAACGUGUGCCAGUCCCUGUAAAGGAGGGCCUUGAAGAACCUACUGCUAAAAUUAACGUUCUCUUACAAGCAUAUAUCUCUCAAUUAAAAUUGGAAGGCUUUGCUUUAGUGUCUGAUAUGGUAUAUGUUACUCAGAGUGCUGGACGUAUUCUACGUGCUAUGUUUGAAAUUUGCUUAAAGCGUGGUUGGGCCCAAUUGACUAAAAAGGCCUUGAAUCUUUGUAAAAUGGUUGAGAAACGUAUGUGGUUACCUAUGUCUCCUUUGCGUCAAUUUAAGGCUAUGCCCCAUGAUAUUAUUCGUCGUUUGGAGCGUAAGGAAUUCCCUUGGGAGCGAUAUUUUGACUUAAAUCCUCAAGAGUUGGGUGAGUUGAUUGGUCAACCUAAAGCGGGUCGUUCUCUUCACAAAUUUGUACAUCAAUUCCCUAAGUUAGAUCUUCAAGCUCAUGUUCAACCUGUAACGCGUUCUUUACUUAAGGUUGAAUUGACAAUUACCCCUGACUUCCAAUGGGAUGAAAAAGUACACGGGCUUGCUGAAGCUUUCUGGAUAUUAGUUGAAGAUGUAGAUGGUGAACAUAUAUUAUACCAUGAUUAUUUCAUUUUAAAGCAAAAGUAUGCUGAAGAAGAGCAUUUAGUUACCUUCACUGUUCCUCUUUUCGAGCCAUUACCUCCCAAUUACUUUGUUGCUGUUGUUGCUGAUCGUUGGUUACAUUGUGAAACCAAAUUACCUGUCUCUUUCAAGCAUUUGAUACUUCCUGAAAAAUAUCCUCCUCAUACCGAACUUCAUGAUCUUCAACCUUUACCGCUUUCUGCUUUACGUAAUCCUGACUAUGAAAAACUUUAUUCUAGCUGGAUUAAUCACUUUAAUCCUAUUCAAACACAAGUCUUUAAUGCCCUUUAUACAACUAAUGAUAAUACCUUUAUUGGUGCUCCUACAGGCUCUGGCAAAACCAUUUGUGCUGAAUUUGCUCUUCUUCAUUUGUGGAAUCAAUCAAAUGAUUCUCGUGCCGUCUAUAUUGCUCCUUUCCAGGAGCUUGUAGAUGAGCGUACUGCUGAUUGGGCUGAAAAGUUUGGUAAAUUGAAUAAGGAGGUCGUUUCCUUAACUGGCGAAACUAGUGCUGACUUGAAACUGUUGGAACGUGGUGAUAUUAUUUGUUGUACUCCUACCCAAUGGGAUGUUAUUUCUCGUCGCUGGAAACAAAGAAAGAAUGUCCAAAAUGUUGAUUUAUUUAUCGCUGAUGAAAUUCACAUGAUUGGUAGUGCCCUUGGACCAACCUAUGAAGUUAUUGUUUCAAGAAUGAGAUACAUUGCUUCUCAAACUCAAAAAACUAUUCGUAUAGUUGCCUUGAGUACUUCACUUGCUAAUGCUCGUGAUUUAGGCGAAUGGAUUGGUGCUACAUCAUAUUCUGUCUUUAAUUUCCAUCCCUCUGUCCGUCCUGUUCCUUUGGAGAUUCAUAUUCAAAGCUAUAAUGUUCCUCAUUUCGCAUCGCUUAUGAUCGCUAUGGCCAAACCUACAUAUCUUGCUAUCACCGGUCACGCCAAUAAUAAGCCUUCUGUUGUCUUUGUUCCCUCAAGAAGACAAUGCAGAUUAACUGCUAUUGAUCUCAUUACAUAUUGUGUUGCAGAUGAUAAGCCUUAUCAAUUUUUGCAUUGUAAACCAGAAGAAAUUGAAUCUCUUUUAGAACGCAUUCAAGACAAAUCCUUAGUUGAGACACUUCGACAUGGUAUUGGUUUUUAUCAUGAAGCUCUUUCUAAACAAGAUAAGAGAAUUGUAGAACAACUCUUUGAAUCUGGAGCUAUUCAAGUUAUUAUUGCCUCUCGUGAUACUUGUUGGGGACUUUCUCUUCAUUCCCAUAUGGUUAUUAUUAUGGGUACUCAAUACUUUGAGGGUAAAGAGCAUCGUUAUGCCGAUUAUCCUAUUACAGACAUCUUGCAGAUGAUGGGUCGUGCCUGUCGUCCUAAUGUUGAUGAGACUGGAAAAUGUGUUCUUAUGUGUCAAGCUAAUAAGAAAGAGUACUAUAAGAAGUUCCUCUAUGAAGCUUUACCUGUUGAAUCACAUUUAGAUCAAUCAUUACAUGAUCACUUCAAUGCUGAAGUUGUGACUAAGACUAUCGAGAACAAACAAGAUGCGGUUGAUUAUCUCACAUGGACAUUCUUGUACCGUCGUAUGGCUCAUAAUCCAAAUUAUUAUGGUUUGCAAGGCACAUCACAUCGUCAUCUUUCUGAUCAUCUCUCUGAACUAGUAGAAUCAACACUCAAUGAUUUGGAAGAAACCAAGUGUAUUACUAUUGAAGACGAGAUGGAUGUUAGCCCUCUUAAUUUGGGUAUGAUUGCUGCAUACUAUAACAUUAACUAUACAACGGUCGAUAUGUUUAGCGUUAGUUUGAAGAACACAACCAAACUCAGGGGCCUUUUGGAAAUUGUAUCAUCUUCUACCGAAUUUGAUAAUAUUCCUAUUCGUCAUCAUGAAGAAGCUGUUCUCAAACGUAUUUAUGAUCGUGUUCCUGUUAAGUUGGCAUCACCUAAAUUCAAUACUCCUCGAAUUAAGACUAAUAUUUUAUUGCAAGCACAUUUCUCUCGUGUUCAAUUACCACCUGAUCUUCAAUCUGACCAAACAUUAAUUCUAGAAAAGAUUAUUCCAUUAUUGCAAGCUUGUGUUGAUGUUAUUUCUUCUAAUGGUUGGUUAUCACCUGCAUUAGCUUGUAUGGAAUUAUCACAAAUGUCAGUUCAAGCCAUGUGGGAUCGUGACUCACCUCUUAAACAAAUCCCUUACUUUACUAACGAAAUCAUUAAGCGUUGUGAAGAUAAAGAAGUUGAAUCUGUAUUUGAUAUUAUGGAGCUUGAAGAUGAUGUUCGUAAUGAUUGUCUUCGUUUGGAUCAACGCAAGUUGCGUGAAGUUGCUCGAUUUGUCAAUAGAUACCCUAAUAUUGAAGUUGGUUUCGAAGUUAGUGAUAAAGAUUCUGUAUCCGCUGGUAAUGUUGUUAAUGUUAGAGUUCAACUUGAGCGUGAAGUCGAUGAAGAAGAUGAGGAACAAGAUAUUGGUCCAGUCAUUGCUCCAUUCUUCCCCAAAAAGAAGGACGAAGGUUGGUGGGUUGUUAUUGGUGAUCCAGAGACAAAGACUUUAUUAGCUAUUAAGAGAGUGACACUGCAGCAGAAAUUGAAUGUGAAAUUAGAUUUUAUUGCUCCUAAAGCUGGCCAACAUACAUUAAAGGUUUAUUUGAUGUCUGAUAGCUAUAAUGGCUGUGAUCAAGAAUUAGAUAUGGAGUUAGACAUUGCAGAAGGUGAGAGCAGUGAAGAAGAAAGUGACUCUAUGGAUGAAGAUGAAGAAUAAAAAAAAAAAAGAAAGAAAAAAAAAAAACUUUCCAUUGUCCUAUAAUUCUCUAGUUUUAUCUUUUUUUUUUUUAUAUAGUGUUAAAUAAAAUAAAAAAAACAAAA